This is a messenger RNA of Pelagomonas calceolata, 417 nucleotides long. The record is from the annotation of a GenBank genome assembly. NCBI's taxonomy places the organism in Eukaryota, Pelagophyceae, Pelagomonadales, Pelagomonadaceae.
AGUCGAUGAGCCAAGCUGCACAGACCCUGAUCGAACUCGACUUCUGCGGGGUCGAUGCUUUCACAUCCGCCGCUGGCGUCCUGCGUCUUGUCCGCGGCUGCCCGAAGGUCAUUUAUUUGUACUGGUACGCCAGUAGCGAUAGGAUCCUGACGCCCCUCACCGACGGCAACGGACAGGACGUCGAUGAACUCACCGAGCUUCUCGAUAACCGUGCCCCCAGGAAAGGCACCUACCUACCUACCUACGAGAUCGAAGUCUUUGAUGAAUACGGGCCGUGGAAAGCUGACAGCUACCACUACAGCAAUACCUGAGUAGACGGCCGCGCGACCCCGAGUAAGGAACUCUAGAGUAGAAAUGAAUGACGCGGUUACCACGCGAGAGAAACGAUACGAUGCCUACUUCUCCUUGCCGAAGAGC